CUGAAAAAUUGUUUUAUUAUGUGUUGUAUUUCGUGAGGAAUAUAUAGUGGUUUUGUUCGCUUUCACUACCAGAAGUGCAUAAUCAAAAGCAGCGUUGCAUCUACAAUGAAAAGCGAUUUAAAGAUAUGGUCCUUCGCUGAGAUCGCGUUUCAAGCCGAGCUGAACCGAGAUGACGCUUCAGACUCCGAGGAAGAUGCAUUCUUGCUGUGCGGAGAGGACCCCGACACCAGAGAGAGGAGAAUCGAUGAGCUAAGGAAUAUGAUUAAAGAAAGGGGAGAGGCCCAUCCCCACCGAACAGACGACGCAUAUCUGCUUCGAUUCCUUAGAGCAAGGCAGUCAAUUCCAGCACGAGCUCAUCGAUUGUUAACACGGUACUGUGAUUUCCGGGAGCAGAAUCCACAUUUAUGGCGUGACUUGGACUGGUUCAGUCUGAGGAAGCUCGGGCACAUCUUUGAAGGGGUGUUGUACGACCGGCCUGACGUGGGCAGACUCAUCAUCUGUAGGAUGGGUCUCUGGGACCCAGACGAGAUACCCGUGGAAGACCUGGUCCGCGCCUGUCUGCUGCUCUUGGAGAUUGGCAUCAUGCAACCUAAGCUACAGAUAGUGGGUGGCACGGGACUCCUGGACUGCGAGGGGCUCACUAUGAAGCACAUGCGGCAGUUCUCGCCUUCAGUCGCCAUGCAGAUUAUGAAUAUUAUGGUUUAUUCUUUCCCCCUCCAUCAACGCGGGAUCCACAUCGUGAACUGCUCGAGGUUCUUCGAAACAAUAUUUCCUUUGUUCCGACGGUUCGCACCGGCCGACGACUUAUGGCAGAAAGUGUACAUGCACGGAUAUGAUAUUAGCUCUUUACACAGAUUUGAUAUACCAGUGAUUAAAUUCUUUGCAUUAGCCAAUUUCUAG
Bombyx mandarina (wild silkworm) is the source of this 900-nucleotide messenger RNA. RefSeq names its product clavesin-1. NCBI's taxonomy places the organism in Eukaryota, Metazoa, Arthropoda, Insecta, Lepidoptera, Bombycidae. Gene Ontology annotation, cellular component: membrane. The record is from RefSeq and is a predicted model, not a curated record. Gene Ontology annotation, molecular function: phosphatidylinositol bisphosphate binding.